AUGUGGUCGUCGUGGAGCCGGCGGAAGCCAGCCGCCGGGCGGCUCACGCAUUCCCCGUCGUUAUCCCCGUCUGUCACGUCGUCGUCCAAAGAACACAGCGGCAUCGGCUCCGUCCUUGAUGACGCGGCGCCACCCGCCGCCGGCGGAGGCAAGAUCGUCCUGCACCGCGUGCGGUCGUCGACCAAGCUGCGGACGUGCAAGUCGUUCGCGGCGGCCGAGGAGGCAGCGGCGGCGGCGGUGGCGGGCGAGCGGCGUGUCGUGCUCUACUUCACCUCCCUACGGGCCGUGCGGCCCACGUUCGAGGCCUGCCGCGACGUGCGCGCCAUCCUGCGCGGCCUCCGUGUCGGCGUCGACGAGCGGGACGUGUCCAUGGACGCGGCGUUCCUCACCGAGCUCCGCGCGCUGAUGCGGCGGGACCAACCGCCGCUGCCGCAGCUAUUCGUCGCCGGACGCCUCGUCGGAGACGCGGACGACGUGCGCGCGCUGCACGAGAGCGGGGAGCUCCGGCGCGUCGUGGCCGGGGCGCCGCAGCUUCCACCCACGCCGUGCGCGUCCUGCGGCGGCUCGAGGUUCGCCCCCUGCGUCGCGUGCGGCGGCAGCCAUCGCUGGUUCAGCGAGAAGACUAGGGGGUUCCGUGUCUGCGCAGCGUGCAACGAGAACGGCCUCGUGCGGUGCACCGCAUGCUCCCGCGGCUGAAGCUCGUCACAUAUCGGAGGCGACCAUAUCGCGCAUGGAACUGGAAGUGCUGGCUAUCUCAAUUAUCAAAUGUGCCUGCCCCAUUCGAUUGAAAUCCAAAGGAUAUGUUCCUCAAACCGUGUGAUUUGUGUGAAGAUCGAUGUUUGGACGUGGUUCAAGCUUAGCUGAUGUUCAUGAAUAGAAAGAUCGAUUAAUUAAAAGGAGGGUAAUUGCAGAUUUCUCACCCU
This is a messenger RNA of Aegilops tauschii subsp. strangulata, 923 nucleotides long. RefSeq lists its product as uncharacterized. NCBI's taxonomy places the organism in Eukaryota, Viridiplantae, Streptophyta, Magnoliopsida, Poales, Poaceae. The record is from RefSeq and is a predicted model, not a curated record.